AUGGUUCGCUUUUCUGACCCUCUUAUGAUCAUUGGCAUGCUGGCUACUGGCCUCGCUGUCGCUGCUCCUGAAUUCGAUGAGGCGGCUGAGCUUCGCAGGUCGAAUUGCGACAAUGAUUGCUUUUUUGAGUCAUUUCCCGGUGGUUCAUGUACCGAUAAUCCAGCCUGCCAUUGUACCGAAAAGAAAUAUCGCGAGGCGUACUAUUGCUGCAUAGCUAAGAACUGCGAGCCCCGCGUAUUGACUAGAUCUAUUGAGCGCCACCAUGAUGGGUGUAUAGCUAGGAAUCUUGACUUCACAUUUGAUGUUGAGGAGGCUUGCGGUAUCACGCUUGAGACUACUUCCUCGGCGGUGUCCGCAAAGGCUAUUGCUACCAGUGCUGCUUCAGAGACUUCUUCCACGGCGACAGAAACGACUGAAACGGAAACUACCAAGACAGCGGCUAAGAGUGCGGAAGAGACCGCAGAGGCAUCGGCCAUUGGAAGUUCUGUUCCUGUGACAGAUGGUGUGGCAGCACUGCAGCCUGCAAUGGACGGUCUUGCCUGGUUUAUGGCGAUUGCUCUUCUCUUUCUUUAG
Messenger RNA from Fusarium coffeatum, 573 nucleotides. RefSeq lists its product as uncharacterized. The coding region runs from base 1 to 573 and encodes 190 amino acids. The record is from RefSeq and is a predicted model, not a curated record. Lineage: Eukaryota; Fungi; Ascomycota; Sordariomycetes; Hypocreales; Nectriaceae. The transcript is spliced from 3 exons.